This is a messenger RNA of Halichondria panicea, 1437 nucleotides long. Its product is annotated as contactin-5-like. The transcript has 7 exons. Lineage: Eukaryota; Metazoa; Porifera; Demospongiae; Suberitida; Halichondriidae. Bases 1 to 1437 code for a protein of 478 amino acids. The record is from RefSeq and is a predicted model, not a curated record. Gene Ontology annotation, cellular component: membrane.
AUGGUUGUGUAUAUCCGUGUUCAUGACGUUGCAGAUUCCUGCUCGGAUAGAGACGUGAGAUUGGUUGAUGGAACCGACAGACGUGAAGGUCGUGUGGAGGUGUGCAAUGGUGGAGCAUGGGGCACAGUCUGUGAUGAUUUCUGGGCUUUAAAUGAUGGACAUGUUGUGUGCAUGCAACUUGGACUGGGAAACGCCACAUCUGUAAUUAAUGAAGCAUUCUUUGGACAAGGAACUGGAGCUAUUCUCCUGAACAGCCUCUUCUGUACUGGCACUGAGGCCACUCUGUUUGAUUGUCCCCAUGGUCCAGUGAACUGUGACCAUUCUGAGGAUGCUGGAGUUAUCUGUACAGCUCUUAUCGAUAUCCAGCCUUCCGAUGCCCUAGUCACAGUUGGACAAACAGCUACAUUCUCUGUCAGUGCUUCUCAGACUGGAGAGGGAACUCUUAGCUACCAGUGGCUUUUUGGUGGAGCACCACUGGAUGAUGUACCUGGAAAGAUUUCUGGCAGUACUAGCAGCUUCUUGGUGAUUGUUAAUGUACAAGUAUCUGAUACUUCCCAGGGCUAUUCGGUGGUUGUAUUGAAAGGCGAGGAAAACGUCACAUCUGACAACGUCAUUCUGUCAAUAUUGUCACCACCAACCAUCAUGAUACAUCCAACUGAAGAACUACACAUUCUUGCUGGGGACUCCGUGACUUUUACUGUUGUUGCAACUGGAGAGCUAUCGACCUUCAUCUAUGAGUGGCGAAAAGAUGGUGAUGAUCUUGUUAACAAUGCUCCUGUAAUCACGGGAGCUGACACAGCUACGCUUAGUAUCAGUCAACUUAAAGUAAACGAUGAAGGAGACUAUAACGUGUUCAUAAUGAACGAUGCUGGUGGCAUAGCCUCCAAUGUCGCAGCACUCUCAUUUCUUGCACCUCCGAUAAUAAUCAACCAACCAGAUAACUUGAUAGUUGUUAAUGGCAACCCGGCAGAACUAAGGGUGAGGGCAACAGGAGAUUUCCUCACGUAUAGUUGGAUUCAUAAUGGCGCUCCUCUUUCUAACGUCGGUAAUAUCGCAGGGGUAACCACGGACACUCUGACAUUGUCAUCUGCUCUUAUCGGUGAUGCUGGACUGUAUCGUGUUGUAGUGCGAAAUGAUGCUGACACAGUAUCUAGUAUAGGUACUUUAACAGUUGUUCCCAUGGUGAUGAUAUCUAGCCAUCCAAUGGACUUGGUGAAUGUCAAUGCUGGUAUCGACGUCAGUUUCUCUGUCAAUGCUAUGGGAGGAGAGCAGCUGGUUUAUCAAUGGAUGAAAGAUGGAGUGGACAUUGUAAAUACUCAACUUAAAUACACCGGCACAGACAGUAACUCUCUGACAGUGCUCAGUGUGAAUGAUCCUGAUGAUGAGGGGGCUUACUCUGUAACCGUGGGUAACCCUGCUUUGCCUGUACUCCACUGA